Laccaria bicolor S238N-H82 is the source of this 563-nucleotide messenger RNA. RefSeq lists its product as uncharacterized. The record is from RefSeq and is a predicted model, not a curated record. The coding region runs from base 1 to 300 and encodes 99 amino acids. The transcript has 4 exons. Lineage: Eukaryota; Fungi; Basidiomycota; Agaricomycetes; Agaricales; Hydnangiaceae.
AUGUUCUUCCCUUACCACUCGCCAGUGACCCGAAAGCCGCUUGUCUCCACGCGAUUCGAGUCCAUCAUCGACAUCCACGGGAUCCACCACUCCGCCACCAACUCCCACUGUAGUCGCGCGCUGGGUCUGACUACUCACGACCAAGCCCUCGCCCUCCUCGCCGUUCCUUCACCUGCACGCCGUCGUUGUGCUUCAGCCGUGAAGUUGCGUUAUGUAAUGGCUACUACUUUGAGAGAGACUCAAGGAGAGAGACACCCGCGCACCGCUCUUCUCGCCUCGAGCUGGCAGCAGAGAAUCUGAACGAAACCGGCUAACUGCAUAGUCAUAGACCAUAUCUAAAUUUUACUUUGUGCGCCUUUAUUUGUACAAACAACCGUAUUAGGUAGAACGCCCUUCCCAGUUAGCAAGUUCCAACCGCUCCACCCUUAUGACGUGCGGGGCGGGAUUGGAGCAUUUGGAGCAACUACCGAAACAGUGCUAGAACGUGGAGCAAUGGGCAGCGCGCUGUCAUGUAUGUCAUGGUUUACAUAGCCACGGCCUAAAACGGAUGUUUACGCACAGAC